GACACUUGCCAAUCUGCGUGCUCGUUCGGUUGAGGGUAAUCGACGUUCUACUCUACAGCAAGCGUUUGAGUGGACACAAGUCAUAGGACCCCCCACCAAUCUCUCACGUGACUUGUCACUUGUAGCAGCCACUUCUACUAGCAGUAUGCACUUCUUCAACACUUUCUGCUUCUUCUUGUGUUACCUCUCUCUUUCUACUGCUGUGAAAUCCACUGCAAGCGAAUCUCCGCGUGAGAUGCACAUUCGUCAGAACUACCGAAAAGAAUGCGAAAUUGCAGUGAACCAGCAGAUUACAUUGGAACUCCAAGCCUUCCAUCUGUAUAGAAGAAUGGCCUACUAUUUUGACCGUAGCGAUGUUGCUCUUCGUGGUUUCUACAAGUUCUUCAAAAAAGCAUCAAGCGAAGAGCUCGAGCAUGCCGACAAACUGAUGGAAUAUCAAAACAAAAGAGGCGGCGACCAUCCCGACGUGAGCACCUGCAUCAAUAUUGGUGAGAAACCAUCUCAGCAAUGGAACACGGUCACCGAGGCCAUGGAAUUAGCUCUGCAGAAAGAGAAGAAGAUCACUAAGGCUCUCUUAGAUCUUCGUCAAACAGCUGAAACUCAUAGCGAUCCUCAUCUAGUCGAUUUCAUCGAAACCGACUACCUCACCGAGCAGGUGGAAAGCAUAAAGAAGCUCGGGGACUACGUGACGACGCUGAAACGUGUCGGAAGUGGACUCGGUGAGUACAUGGUCGACAGACAAAUUGAAGAUGAUGCUGAGUGACCAGCUCGAUGUUUUGAGACACAUGAAACUCGUUCUUCUUGUUUUUCUGGCUAACUUCAAUUGUCUAGUUAGUUGGCAUCUAUAAGCCAAAAAUAUUGGUGCAUGUGUGCUCCAUGCACGGUUAAUGUUUUCUGCAGCAAGUUUGUCCACUUUCUGGCCUAAUGUACGUUUGUUAGCAACCGA
Messenger RNA from Corticium candelabrum, 946 nucleotides. RefSeq names its product soma ferritin-like. Gene Ontology annotation, cellular component: cytoplasm. The transcript is spliced from 3 exons. Gene Ontology annotation, biological process: intracellular iron ion homeostasis; iron ion transport. The record is from RefSeq and is a predicted model, not a curated record. Gene Ontology annotation, molecular function: ferric iron binding; ferrous iron binding. NCBI's taxonomy places the organism in Eukaryota, Metazoa, Porifera, Homoscleromorpha, Homosclerophorida, Plakinidae. Bases 146 to 763 code for a protein of 205 amino acids.